Cutaneotrichosporon cavernicola is the source of this 1338-nucleotide messenger RNA. RefSeq lists its product as uncharacterized. The transcript has 2 exons. Lineage: Eukaryota; Fungi; Basidiomycota; Tremellomycetes; Trichosporonales; Trichosporonaceae. The record is from RefSeq and is a predicted model, not a curated record. Bases 1 to 1338 code for a protein of 445 amino acids.
AUGGCCUCGAACACAAACGGUUGCCCAGUGGACAACGCCCCCGCUGACGACGAAACUCUCCGCGUACACUUCCUCGGGACUGGCACCUCAACCGCACUCCCUGUCGGGCCAUGUCUGGCCGAGGUUGACAAACCAUCCCGCGACGUAGGCCUCUUCCUCGACGACUACAACGCCGCCCCCGAGGACAAGCGCACCCCUCACCAAUGGGGAGGGUAUGACCCCUCUGCCCAGUGGCCAGGGAGUGUACCGUGUGGCUCGUGCCGCGGGGCCGUCGACCCGCGCGUAAAGGACGGAUGGAAGAACCGGCGAGGUAACCCGGCCGUCGUGCUGCGUAAGAAGCGCGGCGGGGAGUGGCGCAACGUCGUCGUCGACGUGGGAAAGACAUUCCGCGAGCAGAGCUGCAAGCUGUUCCCGAGAUGGGGUAUCAAGCGCAUCGAUGCCGUGAUCAUCACCCACGGGCACGCCGAUGCGUAUAACGGCCUCGACGACUUGCGUGAAUGGUGCGGUCGGCAGGGCGGGCAUAUCCCAAUCUAUUGCUCGGCUCUUACGUUUGAGACCAUCUCUGCGUCUUUCCCCUACCUCGUUGACAAGACCAAGGCGAGCGGCGGCGGCGACCUGCCGUCGCUCCACUUCCAUAUCCUCAAGGAUGACACUACGCCGUUCGAGGUCGAGGGUAUUACUGUUGCCCCAUUACCUGUUCACCACGGGAGUUACUUCUCCGCCGCGCCACCUGCCGAACCCAGCAAGCCCGGUACGCCAAUCAACGACGUUGGGCACCAUGGCCCCAAGCCCACUGCCAGCAAGGAGCCGUUCAUCUGCCUGGGCUUCGUGUUUGACUCGCGCCUGGUCUACCUGUCCGACCUGAACUCGGUACCAGACAAGACGUGGGACCUCAUCAACGCUGCCGUGCCGAACAAGGCAGACAGUGUGCUUAUCAUGGACACUUUGUGGCCAUGGCGCCCUCACCCGUCACACGUCUCUUUCCCGCAAGCGAUGGACAUCACCCUCGGCAUCAAACCUAAGGCGACCUACCUCCUGGGUAUGACCCACCCCACGACCCAUUACAUCUGGGAGGAGGUUGGGCUCUCGAUCCGCGACCAGCAGCGCCGCGACCCCGGGCACCAGGACACGGCGCUGGCCGACAUGCUAAUCAAACGUAUCUGGGAGAGCGAGGACAUGGCUCGCAUUGCUGCCGACUUGAAGACGUGGGGUGGUCGCGUCGAGCCUGCGUGGGACGGACUCGCGAUCGAGAUGGGGCCGGGACGGUUGGAGCAACUCCCGAUUGGCAAGGACGGGAGUGCUGGUGGCUGGGGAGUUGAUCUUACGGCGUCACUUUAG